CCUUCUUCAAAGGAUACAACAGUGGAGAAGCGCUGGACGCUGAACGAUUUUGACAUCGGAAAGCCACUAGGAAGAGGAAAGUUUGGUCAUGUCUAUCUGGCCAGAGAAAAGAGGAGUAAUCAUAUAGUGGCACUAAAAGUUCUUUUUAAGAGCCAGCUGAGACAAUCUCAAGUAGAGCAUCAGCUGCGACGUGAAGUAGAAAUACAGAGUCACCUCAGGCACCCAAAUAUACUACGUCUAUAUGGAUACUUCUAUGACCAGACUCGUGUUUAUUUGAUAAUAGAAUAUGCAGCAAAAGGUGAACUUUACAAAGAAUUGCAGAGGUGCAAAUGCUUCAGUGAAAGGCGUGCAGCUACUUACAUCUCAUCAUUAGCACGGGCAUUAAUCUAUCUUCAUGGGAAGCAUGUGAUUCACAGGGAUAUCAAACCAGAAAAUCUUCUGAUUGGAAUACAGGGCGAGUUAAAAAUUGCAGAUUUUGGUUGGUCUGUACACACUUUUAACCGUAGGCGGACCAUGUGCGGCACGCUGGAUUACCUCCCACCUGAAAUGGUGGAAAGCACAGAACAUGAUGCUAGUGUAGACAUAUGGAGCUUGGGUGUCUUGUGCUAUGAAUUCCUUUUCGGAGUUCCACCUUUUGAGGCAAAGGAACACUCAGAUACAUACAGAAGGAUAGUAAAAGUCGACCUUAAGUUUCCCCCAAAGCCAGUUAUUUCUCCUGCUGCAAAGGAUCUUAUCAGCCAGAUGCUUGUCAAAGAUUCCUCACAACGUCUUCCACUUCAUAAGCUGCUUGAGCAUCCAUGGAUAGUUCAAAAUGCAGAUCCCUCGGGCAUCUACAGAGGAUGAUUUCUUAAGGACAUUUAUCAUUGCUUGUACCAUAAUAGAUUAUCUUAUUGCCAUUAGUUAGCCAUGAAUGGAUGCCAGGUUGCGCAAUCGAACUACUGUAUAUCAUCUAUGGGCAAAUGCACUGCAUUUUGAAGUGUAUUGGGUGAAUUUUUGUUGGGGGGGUGGUGGGGUGAGAUGUUUUAUCUCGAUAGGCAGAUCACUUCUCUGCUUGUACUUUUUUUGGGGGGGGGUUAUAUUCUUAUUGUACCCUUUAGCACUUGUGACUCUGUAUUUUCUUUGUUUUGUUUUCUUGUUGGUUCAUGGAAAUGGAUAACAAGAGCAAGUAUGAUAAGGG
This is a messenger RNA of Elaeis guineensis (African oil palm), 1177 nucleotides long. The record is from RefSeq and is a predicted model, not a curated record. NCBI's taxonomy places the organism in Eukaryota, Viridiplantae, Streptophyta, Magnoliopsida, Arecales, Arecaceae.